AAGAAUAAAAUCGUGAGCAAUCAGCCGAUAAAAAAAUCUAAUAAUAAUUUAGCAACAGCCAUAUACUUGUACUUUUGCUGCGACUCGUAGUAAUUGUGAUGGUUUCAUAACUUCUAGGUAUUUUAAUCAAAAAAUUUUAUUCGACAUUUACAAGUCAGUAGAUUCAGUAGAAGAUACGCACGAGUACAUCGAAUACGAAGUGUCUGGAUUUCAAUUGUAACGCGGUAAAAAUCAAAACGUGAAUGUAGGUAGAUCCAGUAAUGAUCAUGAGUGAAAAACAUAACCAUGGAUUUAUUGACGGUGACGGAACGGACAGCUACAACAGCUUUUCAGCCGCCAUAAAUUCAAGGGAAAUUUUAACCCAUAAAGACAAAAGCAACACAUAUAGCAUUGCACUUAACGAUUUAAAGAAAUCUGCAGAAGUUGGAGACUAUGAGCCCUACAAUUACAGAGACACUGAGCAUCCAACAACCAAUAAAGAAACGUUCCUCCAUCUUCUCAAAGGUAGCCUAGGAACUGGAAUCCUUGCCAUGCCUUUGGCUUUCUACCAUUCGGGAUACGUUCUUGGUGUAGUGGCUACUGCCUUGAUAGGCUCCUUAUGCAUGUACUGUGUACAUAUGCUCAUAAAUUGCGAGUAUGAAUUAUGUAAAAGAAGAAAAGUUCCCAGUAUGACUUACCCAACUACAGCGGAAUGUGCAUUUCAAGACGGGCCUCCAAUUUUUCAAAGAAUAGCUCCAUAUUCACAGCAUAUUAUCAACGUCUUCCUCCUGAUAUAUCAGCUGGGUACUGGGACAGUUUACACAGUAUUCAUUGGCGAGAAUAUUCACCUGGUUUUAAAGGAAAACGAUAUACACAUCGACGCAAGAUGGGUUAUGUUAAUCUUCCUCUUACCUUUGAUACUGAUAAACUAUGUGAAGAAUCUGAAAUUCUUAACUCCAGUUUCAUCCUUCGCAAACAUAGUAACCAUGAUCAGUUUUGGUAUUAUUGUUUACUUCAUGGUUCAACAGGAUAUCGUCUGGGAAAACAGAGAACCCUUUGGAAGUUACAAGAAUUAUCCCCUGUUUUUUGGAACCGUGCUCUUCGCUCUUGAGGCAAUUGGUGUGGUACUUGCGCGUCUUCUCCGCUCCCGAGUCCAAACAACAAUCUUGAAUCUACAGAGUCCGCCAAGAUGGGUAGUCAAAAUGUUCCAGAGUGGUUGUUGGUCUGGCGUAAAUUCUUCCUACAGGAAAACGGUACCCAAAAAAAAACCCUUCAAAGAAAAAAAAUCCUCAUUGAUCUCUAUUGAAAUUAUCCUAACUACAUAAUACAAAAGUAGCAUCCUUAGGAACUUUGCAUUAAUGUGGCAACACCGUAAAACUGUGAUCGAUAUGAAAAGUAAUAUUUUAUUUUAUC
Molecule: messenger RNA, 1392 nt
Organism: Leptinotarsa decemlineata (Colorado potato beetle)
Lineage: Eukaryota; Metazoa; Arthropoda; Insecta; Coleoptera; Chrysomelidae
Product: proton-coupled amino acid transporter-like protein acs
Biological process (GO): amino acid transmembrane transport
Cellular component (GO): vacuolar membrane
Molecular function (GO): L-amino acid transmembrane transporter activity
Source: RefSeq, a predicted model, not a curated record